CCACUUUUGAGCAGUUCAGGCGUCAGUCCUCGUGUCCAGUGUAUGGCGCGCUCUGCUGGUGCUAUCAGGCGCAUGCGCAGCAGCAGCUGGACACGUUUAGCUUCCGGUGACUGUCAGAUGCCUGAGCUUCAGGCGCAUAAGUGUUGGGAAUGCAGCCGCCUCUCCCGACAGCUGCGGUCAGAGAGCUGGUUUGCUCCUGUCUGCAUCGAGACCCUGUAGCAGCGGAUCUGCGCUGCAGCCUCUUCGUAGCCGCCGUCCAGAGCUACAAACGCGAUUCAGCCCUCAGACCCUUUCCUCCUCGCUACCUUACAGGAGAGGUCAAGGACUUUGAGGAGCUGCAAAAGGAUGUGGAUACUUUGCCUAACGUGAGAGAUCUGGUGCGUCUGGGACAUGGUGAUGGAGAUCGUCAUCUGGCUCUUGUGCACUGGGUUCUCUCCUCCAAGAGUUUUGCUGUAAAGGCCCUGCAGAAAGAGGAGUUUGCCAGACUCAGCCAGCUGACUCAAAGCGAAGGCAUUUCGGCUCCGGCUCCAGCUCCGGCUCCAGACUUCGUCUUUGAACUGCAGUACUGUGAUGUGCUCAACACCAAGUUCGAGCGGACGCGGGCUGGACGAGAGCUCAUCUAUGCAUUCCACGGCAGCAGACUGGAGAACUUCCACUCCAUCAUACACAACGGCUUACACUGCCAUCUCAAUAAGACCUCACUGUUUGGGGAGGGCACAUACCUGACCAGCGACCUCAGCAUGGCCAUCCUUUACAGUCCCCACGGUAACGGAUGGAGGGAAAGCGUUCUUGGGCCUUUGAUCAGCUGUGUUGCCUUGUGUGAAAUCAUCGAUCAUCCUGACGUGAAGUGUCAGGUGAAGAAGAAAGACUCUGAGAGCAUUGACCGUAAGCGUCUGAGGGCCAGGAACAGUGAAGGUGGUGAGGUGCCCGAGAAAUACUUUGUGGUGACCAACAACGAGCUUCUGAGAGUGAAGUACCUGCUGGUGUAUUCUCAGAGACGCUACCGAUCACGACACGCUCAAGGGACAUCGUGGCUCGUCAGACAUCAUUUUGCCAUCAUGAUGGGCCUGUAUCUCCUGCUCCUCAUAUUCAUCGGUGCCUUCAACUCGUCUGCUUUUCAGUCGUUCUGGCACAGAAUGUUCCGGUGACCCUGACCGCACACAUCACAUAAACGCUCACGUCUAAAGUGCCUUUUACUCACAAAGACUAUCAUGAAAGAGGGAAAAAAUAUACUCAGGAACGAUUUUCUUCGGGCUCAACAUGACAUUCCUUGAUUUUUACACGCUAUUUUAUUUACAUUACUUAGAUUUGCAUAAACACUGUGCAUCUGUCAGAGGUAGAGCAUUUUGCUCGUGCAGAUGCUGCCGAGCACCAAGAAUGUUACAUGCUAGCAUGUAGCCUGUUUUUACUUUUUGAAUGAUGGGAUCACUACAUUAGCUACCAAAUGGUAAAGACAAAGCACUGUCCUAACCUGCCUUUUCAACCUAGACAUUGGCAAAAUUGCUGCUUAUAUUAAAAAUAAUCAUGUAGGGAGAUCAGUGUGCUUUUAUAGUGGAUAUUUUUCAGUUUUGGGGCAAAUAUAGAAGUUCACAUGUUCUUAGACUACCGUACUGUGUCUAGAUCAAGUCAACUAUGCAGAAGCCCAUGCUAUGGUGGUCAGUAUCUUUAAAACUGUAAUGAAAAUUAGUCUUGAUAUCGCAUAAAUGUCUUUUAUUUGAAUAAUCCAGAGGAUCUGAAUUGUGAAAUUAUUUAAAUAAAUAAAUGCAGCAA
This is a messenger RNA of Cyprinus carpio (common carp), 1770 nucleotides long. Its product is annotated as poly (ADP-ribose) polymerase family, member 16. Gene Ontology annotation, molecular function: protein serine/threonine kinase activator activity; kinase binding; NAD+ poly-ADP-ribosyltransferase activity. Lineage: Eukaryota; Metazoa; Chordata; Actinopteri; Cypriniformes; Cyprinidae. Gene Ontology annotation, cellular component: nuclear envelope; membrane; endoplasmic reticulum tubular network. Gene Ontology annotation, biological process: endoplasmic reticulum unfolded protein response. The record is from RefSeq and is a predicted model, not a curated record.